Messenger RNA from Salvelinus sp. IW2-2015, 3427 nucleotides. NCBI's taxonomy places the organism in Eukaryota, Metazoa, Chordata, Actinopteri, Salmoniformes, Salmonidae. The record is from RefSeq and is a predicted model, not a curated record.
GCUCCCCUGACGCUGAGUGCAGCCCAGAUCAACCCUGGGUCGGGGGUGCAGACGGUCAACAUCGCUGGACUGGGCACUGCUGGAGUACAGAUGCAGGGGGUACCCCUCACCAUCACUGGACUACAGGCUGUGGAAAGGUCUACGGUAAGACCAGUCACCUGAGAGCUCACCUCCGCUGGCACACAGGAGAACGACCCUUCGUCUGCAACUGGAUCUUCUGUGGCAAGAGGUUCACACGCUCGGAUGAACUGCAGAGACACAGACGGACACACACAGGUGAGAAGAGGUUUGAGUGUCCAGAGUGCAGUAAGCGUUUCAUGCGUAGCGACCAUCUCUCCAAACACAUCAAAACCCACCAGAACAAGAAGGGCGGGGCUUCUCUCGCCAUCAUCACCACUGAAGACAUGGAAGACUCCAACCAGGGUUUAGGCUCCUCCCCUCGCAUCGUAACUGUGGAGACACUCUCCCAGGACUCCGCCCCUGCCACUCCAACAGCCUCCUCGCCCAAUCAAAUGGAGGGAGAAGAGGAAGAGGAGGAAGAGGAGGAGUUUGAGUAGUGACCAGUGACCACUUCCGGUUUAGGGAUAAAGCAGGGAGAGCUAACUUCCUGGUUGGUCUCCAUGGUUAUGCUGUGGCUAUGGAGGUCAGGUGGUCUAUUUUUUUUUAAAUGUUGUUUUCAAAAAGAAGAGAAUUAUGAUGAACUGAAUAUUACAUAAACAGAGGGAGGAAUCUGAAUCUAAACAAAUGAAUUAAUCUAACGACAGACUAAAGGUAUGAAUUAGUAGAAUGGUGUUUAUAACAGAAGGUCAGGGGAAAAGGUAUAAUAUAGAUUUAUAAUCUAAACUCGCACCCUAUCCCUUAUAUAGUGCACUACUUUUGGCCAGAGCCUUCUGAGUAGUUUAUGUAGGGAAGAGAAUGCCAUUUUGGAUUGGCUAAUUAAACUAGCACAAGACAGAACCCUGGAGUUGUAAAACAUCAAGAGGAGACAUUGGCUGUGUCCCAAAUAGCUAGGGUGCCAUUUGAAACACAGCAAUUGUAUCUCUAUGCACAAAGAUGUUCCUCUGCUAAUACUGUAGUGAUGAUUAUGAUGAAGAAGCAUGAUAUGUGGCACGGUCCAGACUGUAGGACAGAAAGGUGAGAGGAGCAGGGACAGGUGUGUGUAUGUGCGUGCAUGCGUGUGUGUGUGUGUGUAUGUGUUUGAGAGUGUGUGUCAAUGUAUCCCGGUUCAACAGGACUAUAGUUCAGGUAAAGACCAGUCUGAUAAACUCUUACUGAAGAAAGACAAGAAAAAGAGGAAUAGACCUCUAAAGGGUCGAAAAAAGCACAUAGAACAUAUGUAUAAAUGAUGCAUUCCUAUAGAAACGCUCUGCAUUGGAAAUAUUAAUAGUUUCUAUAAAACGAACAAUCUAGCUUUCUGCAACAGGCUGUUUAGUGAAAGCAAUACUAUAAGACAAUCCUAGUGAAACCAUGUUUACAUUAAUGACAGUAGAGGAAAAGGUUUCCCUGGUAUGAAACAGCCAGUCAGCUCACAGCGUUAAAGAUGCACUCAGCAAUAUGACAUCAUCAUACACAGCGGGGUGAUUUCCUGCUUGAUGAUGCCAUAUUGCUGAGUGCACCUUUAAGAAGUAGCUCUCCUGGGGUUGGUGGGUGGGUAAGACAGUGUCAAUAAGCAGUACUAAUGUCAAAACACACGAUGCUCCCACUGAUACUCAGAGCAGCAGCUGUUUGUACCAGAACCAGUCUAGAAUACAGCAGUAAUGUGACUCAAUCAUCGUAUCUGAACCCUAAACUUGUAUAAAGUAUCAACGUCUUAGAUAAACAAUAUACAUUUUAGUAAUUAGACAUAUUUCAAAUAAUAUAUAUUCACGAUAUUUCAAGUGAUUAGAGAUACUCAAUUAACUAACAGUUUUAGAGUUCGUGUGAUUUGACGUUGGUGCUGUUUUCUCUGCAUUGUGAAGGUAGAGCCCCCUGUGUGUGAGUCCUGGUACUACAACGCCUUAAAACAAGCAGUAUUACACACACACACACACACACAUACACACAUGUAGUGGGGGGAAGGGUGAGGCAUGAAGAGAAGGGGAGAGAGAAGGGGUUGUGGCAGGGUGGAUGUUAUUACUAUGUGGUUGUUAUGACAAGUGUCCGGUGAUGUUGCUCUAUGUUAGUGUCAGUGCAUACGUUUUGAAUUGUAUUUUUAGCUCUUUAUUUUCUUAACCCCCCCCAGUACAUUUUGACACAGAUGAUUACUGUGUACAGCUAAUUUAUUAUCUGUUCUAUUUUAAUAUCUGCCUUUUGCUGGAGUGUAUCGUACGCGUUGAUCAGAGGUGUGUGUGUACAGCAUGUUGCCUUUUAGUGCUGUUUUCUCUUUUUAAUUCAUCGUAAACUUAUUUUACUACGUCUGUCGUUGUCAUGACUGCGGCCCGUCAUUUCAACUACUCUUAACGCGCCAUAAUAUGUUUAAAAAAAUUUAAUGAAAGCAAAAAAUUAAUACAAAUUAAUAUUUGAAAAUUAAAUGGUUGAUAUACCAACCAGAUGUGGAUGUUUUCGGUAAUAUUUUGUGUGACAACCAGUUUUCUUUCAUAUUUUCUAGUGACAUCUCAUUUGUAAAAUGUUUUUCUAAGCAGUUUGUGGCUCUCCAUGAUGAUUGAUAAAUCUGGCCUCCAAGGCUGCAGGUUCUUGAUUCUUGAUAUUUUAUUGAUAUUUUUAAAUCAACUUUGUACAAAUGUGUUGUGUGACUGGGGUUAAAGAAGUGAAAAGAGAAAAAAAGACUUUGCCUGCAUAACACUUUAAAUAAAGUGAUGAAAUCAGUCUAAACCAGUCUCUAUCACUGCUCUGCUCCCAACCGUGUGUGUUCUGUUGGGUAAUUUUCUAAAGUGUAAACACUGACCUCUUGCUAUGAAGUUGCUCUGAUAACUUUGGCAAUCUCUCUUUCUCUCAGCUGUGUGGGAGUGUGACCGUAGUCUGGUCCUGUGAUGGUGGUCACUGAGAUUAUUUAAAAUGCACAAUUUUGCCACCUCUCUUCACACACACACCUGCGGUGCCAUAGAAACAUGUCUGCUGGUGUGUACUCUGUAAUUACCUCGGAAGCCGAACCACCUCCGUUCCCGCCCUUCUCAGGGGGUUGCUAAGCAACGAAAGCAGUCUGCAGGCCAGAGGCGUGUGCGUGCGUGUAUGUGUGUGGAGGCGUUGUUGGUUGUGUGUGUGUGUGUGUGUGUGUGUUGAUUGGAGGCGUGGUUGAUUGGAGGGGAAGGAGAAACCACACAAACCAUGAAGGAAUAGAAAAGGCCACAUGCUUUCCUGCUUUAUUCUUGUGCAUCAACUCAAUUUUGUAAAAUAAGACUAGGUCAUAUGUCUUCAAUUGCAUUGGUGUGUGGUGUGGCUGUAUGUCUAUUGCACUGUCUAAUAAACUCAAUGAAUGGAUAGUCAGUCA